AUGGGGAGUUUUGUGGCUGAUCUGUUUCUGCUCCUGCUAAUUUCCACAGGACAAGUUUAUGGAGUGUCUUUCUACGGUGAUGGCUACAUCCACCUACGAACAGUGGAGGCGUCCAUUCAGACAGUGCUCCAUGUACGUUUUCGAACCUCCAGUCAGUCGGGGCUGCUGUUUUUGGCAGCUGGACGCAGAGAUUACUUGCUGCUGGAACUGAUCUCUGGGCGCCUGCAGGUACGUCUGGACUUGGGCUCAGGUGAGCGCUCACUACGCUCAGAAAAGGGCAUCCAUCUUAGUGACCUAGCAUGGCACUCCAUGGAGCUGACUCACAAACAUCAUAAUGUCACCAUGACUGUGGACCGAAACUCUCAUACCAGCCUCCGUAUGCCGGGACCAGAUUUGGAGCUCAGGGUCGAGGAUGGGCUUUUUGUUGGUGGAGCAGCUGGACUGAACCACCCUAACCUUCUCAACAUCUCCACUGGGUUUAGAGGUUGCGUAGAUGAAGUUGUGUUCAAUGAACAUAACCUGCUGUCCAGCCUGAGACCUUAUUCUGGGUACAAGAGCGUCCAUGAGGUAUCAUUGGGCUGUAGUCCACAGUUUUCUGCAACAGAUGAUGACUCUGUCAGCUUUUUCAGCUCUAAAGCCUUUAUCUCUCUCCCGCCAUGGGAGGUGCCACAGGAGGGGGUGUUUGAAUGUGAAUUGCACCCCUCUGCAAGAGAAGAAGAUGGCAUUAUUCUGUAUAGCUCUGGCAACCUGGGAGGGUUUGUUGCCAUAGAGAUCAGAGAUGGUCACCUGGUGGCAACAGUAGGAAAUGGAGAGGGUAUUAAGACUGAGCUGCGUUCUCUAACACAUGUCCACAGCAACUACACCUGGUACCCCAUGCAGCUGCACCUGUUGCCCUACAGCAUCCAGCUGAAGGUGGGCGAGGAGUUGAUCAAGGCUGACCUGAGCCUGGAGCUCCAGGUCAUCCAGCUCAAAGGGCCUCUCUUCUUGGGAGGGUUGGACGAAGAAGCCCGUGGAGAGGCAAGGCGAGCUGGGCUGAUGUCCGUUAUGCCUGUGGGGCAAAUCGCUGGGGGAGGAGGCUCCUUUAAAGGAUGCCUCAGGGAAAUUAGGGUGAACACUCAAAGAACAGGCUUACCUCAUGCCACCAUCACCAAGGACAUCACUGUGGGCUGUAAGACAGGGCAAGCUCCAGAUGCAGUGACCACCACCAGUCCAACAGAUCGUCCUGCGUCUCAUGUCACAACCACACAACCAAUUAUCAACAAUAAGAAGAACCCUAACUUUUUGUUCCUGAGAAAGCUAGAAGUAGCAGAGGGAGGCCGGGCACCACUGGAGCCCAAACACAUGAGGGUGAAUCUGGAUUUUCGGAAAUUGGGCAUUCAUCCGUCCCAGUUGAUGUUCCGCAUAGAGGGACAGCCUGUCCAUGGCCAGCUCCGGCUGGACCUAAGAGCAGAAGAGGUUGACCGCACUUUCAGUAUGCUGGACCUGUGGCAGGGCCGGGUGAUGUACGUUCACAGUGGGUCAGAGGACCAACAGGACUUCUUCAUGUUUUCAGUAUUCUGCAGAAGUAAGAAGGAGGUUCCUGUGUUUCUGAAGGGCAACCGCCUGCACCGGUUUGAUAUCAGCAUCAGUCCUGUUAAUGAUGCACCUGUGCUCAGCAUGCCGGAGGGAAAUCUUUUCACUGUGGUGGAGAACUCCAAGAGACAGCUGACAACAGAUGUGGUGAGAGUGUCAGACCCUGACAGCAGUCCUGCAGAGCUGGUGUUCAGUUCCCUGGGAAACCUCAAAUCAGAGGUUGGACACCUUGAGCACCAGGAUUACCCUGGCAGGGCCAUUAACUUGUUCUCACUGAAUGAUCUGGAGGAGGGUAAGAUCAGCUUUGUCCACACUGGGGUCCCCACCUCCAGGCUGGCACUCAGGGUCAGUGAUGGGCUGAAGUUGAGCAACACAGUAGUUUUGAGGAUUAUGGCGGUGCCACUCGAACACGAACUGGUGAAUAACACCGGACUGGAGGUAAACCAAGGCGGGGCUUCCAUCAUCACAACCAUUCACCUUGCAGUACAAGUUAAUGUGGCUGAUCAGGAAGUGGAAAUCCACUAUGAUGUUACAGAGCUGCCACAGUUUGGUGAGCUCCAGCGGUUGCACUCAAGUGGCGACUGGAAACCGACCACUUCCUUCUCUCAGAAGCUUCUGGAAAAAGAACGGAUCAGAUAUGUCAACACUUAUCAUGGCCUUCAGACUCAGAACAAUGUCACUGAUCACUUCAAAUGUAAGAUCAGCACCGGUUCCCUGGCUACAGAGGAGGUUGUUUUCCUCAUUGUGAUACGCUGGAUUCACUUCAAGGUCACACGCAGUAAGAUGGAGGUCAGUGGUGUUCAGAAUGCUACUGUCACUCCGGAGGACCUCCAUGUGAUUUCUAAGGGUGUUAAACUCAAUGAGAGCGACCUCUACUUCAGGCUCCUAACAGUACCAAAGAAAGGGAGGCUAUUCCUCAUCGACCACGUUCUACAAAGGAACUCAAGCUUCAGCCAACAGAAUAUCACAGAUGGCUUGGUGAAGUAUGAGCUGCUCAACAGGCUGCUCGAUGACACCAGAGACAUGUUCAGAUUUCAGGUGUUUUCAGCACAUGCCAACUCAGCAACUUACGACUUCAGAAUUAACAUCAAAGUAGAGUCGACUGCCAUCACUGUUAUAAACAAAGGCCUCACAAUCCUGGAGGGAGGAAGUCAAGUCAUCAACAAAGAUAUUCUGUACACUCACACAGCAAGUAACCGUGAGGUCCUCUACAACAUUACGCUGAGCCCUAGGCACGGGCAGAUAAGGAGGAUCAACCUUUCCAACUCAACUUCCAUUAACGACAACGUUGUGACUUUCACAAAUCUGGAUAUCAUCGAGGAGAGGAUCAUGUAUAUUCAUGACGACAGCGAGACCAAGCAGGAUUCCUUCACUUUUCAAAUCAUGGUUUACAAACCUCACAAACACACCAGCAAGAAGGAGGACAGAAACACAGCAGAACACACCUUUAAUAUCUCUGUGCAGCUCGUCAAUGAUCAGAGACCUGUCCGGGUUGUCGAUAAAGUUUUCCAUGUGGCCCGUGAUGGGCAGAGGUUGGUGACAUUGAAUGACCUUCGUUACCGGGACGAUGACUCUGACUUUGAGGACAGUUGGUUAGUCUACACGCGGAGGGGUAUUCCUAUGGGAGAGCUGGUGCUGGCCAGUGAUACCAGUCACAAGCUGUACGAGUUCACACAGCGGGACCUCGAGCAGAAAAAGGUGCUGUUUGUCCACAGAGGAGUGAGUUUUGGGCGUUUUGUGCUAUUUGUAUCAGAUGGGAAACAUUAUGUUUCAACCCUGUUGGAGGUAAUGGCUCAGGAUCCUUACCUUCAGGCUGAGAACAACACAGGCCUCACGGUCCAGCGAGGUGGGAUCACAACCUUGACCUCUACAAACCUCAGCGUCUUCAGCAACCUUGAUAUCCGAGACCCACAGGAAGUGACAUUUGAGGUCUUCCUGCCACCUAAACAUGGUGUGCUCUGCUUUAAUGAUAAAGAUCGUGAGGCUGUAACAAAAGCAGAUGCAAUUUCAAUAUUCACCCAACGAGAUCUGAUGGCAGGGCACCUGGCGUAUUACCACGAUGGCAGCCAUGAGCUGUCAGAUGGGUUCAAUGUGACGGCAAGAGCAAGGGAGAAGACUACAGAGAACCGACUGGACAGAGGAAGGAGGGAGGUACAUCUAGAUAUCGGAGUGCCGGUAAAAAUCUACCUGGAAAGUCACCAGAGGCCGCCAACGAUCAUAAGUAACCGUCCAGUGGUGGUGGCAGAGGGACAGAACGUCUCCAUAAGCAGGGACAACUUGGAGGUGGUUCAUGAGGACAGUCAGCCCUCAGAGAUAGUUUUUACUGUCGAAGAUCCUCCGACCCUGGGCUUCCUUCAGAGGUUUCCCCCCAGGGACAAGCACCGGAACAGCAAUAGAGGACAGCUAGAGCAGCCAACAACCUCCUUCACUCAGGAGGACCUCAACCAGGGAUUGAUCAUCUACCAUCAGCAGGCUGCAGGAAGCACCAACGACUCUGUCCUGUUGGAAGCAACCAAUGGGGUCACAAAGGUCGGACCUGUCAGGCUGGAGAUUGAUAUCAUUCCUAUCCUGCUCCCUCUACAGGUGUCUGACUUGACCCUUGAUGAGGGGUCGUCCCUGCCGCUGACCUCUGACAUCAUCAAGGUCGCCAAUCAUCACUUCUCAGGGAUGAACUUCCUGUACCAGGUCAUAGUUCCACCACUACACGGACACUUGGAGCACAGCCGGAUCCCGGGGAUGCCCAUCACUGCUUUCACUCACACUGAGGUGGAACGUGAGUACAUCUCUUAUACCCAUGACGGCAGCGACACACACAGAGACAACUUUACCAUUGUGGCCAAUCAGACAGAAAUCAGGAAGCACAGUCUUCCCUGCACCGUUCACGUCAAUGUCAUUCCUGUCAAUGAUGAGACUCCUGUUAUUGCAGCCAACAAGGGUCUGAAGGUGUGGGUGGGUUCCGUGACAGAAAUCACCUUAAAUGAUCUGAGUGCAGAGGACUCGGACACUCUGCCUGAGGGGCUGGAGUUCGUUGUCACACCACCCAGCAACGGGCACCUGGCCCUGAAGAGCGCCCCCUCCAGACACAUCCUGAACUUUACCCAAAAUCACAUACAGACCGGACAACUGGUAUUCGUGCACAGUGGUGCUUUGUCGGGAGGCUUUCACUUCCAGGUAAACGAUGGUGUGAACUUUGCCCCUCGCCAGAUCUUCAGCACAACUGCCCACUCUUUGGUCCUCACCCUGCAGAGAAAUCACCCAAUGGAGGUCUACCCAGGCUCUGUGACACCAAUCACUGAGCAGGAGCUUCAGGCUGUAACCAACGACGUCAGCGACAUCAGAAGAAACCACUCUGUGGUGUUUGCAGUGACCACUCCUCCUAAACUCGGUCGCCUGGUCCGACGUAUGCCUGAUAACUCUACACAAAAUAUAUCCAUGUUCACACAAAGCAUGGUGAAUGAUGGAGUUAUCUUGUAUGAUCAGAAGAAGCCAGAGUCAGUAGGAUGGUCGGCUGCAGACUCUUUCUCUUUCACUGUGUCCUCUCCCCCUGCUUUCCUUCCUCCACAUACCUUCACCAUCUUAAUCACCUACCAGGCCAACGAACAUCACGACAACUCUCAACAUAAGACCAGACUACUGAACAAUGCAGGUGCCGUGGUGGCCGAGGGAGGCCGGGUGAUGAUUGACAGCUCUAAACUCGAUGCUUCCAAUCUCCUUGUGAAAGUCCCAGAGCCCCGCAGGAAAGACCACCACAUCCUGUACCGUGUGAUUUCACUGCCGCGCCACGGGGCUCUGUCUAUACGAGGUCACAACCUCACCAGGAACCAGCCUGAUUUCUCCCAGGUCACCCUAAACAAGUUCGGCAUCACAUACAUCCAUGAUGACUCAGAGACAACGAGCGACAGCUUCACUUUUCGGGCCUGGGUGGCUCCUUUGGAUCUCUCCUCCUCUUCCUCCUCAUCUUCCUUCCUGGCAGUGACAGAGAAAUUCAACAUCACAGUGACACCGGUCAACGACCAGCCGCCACUCAUCAGGAGCAGAGCCCCAAGUAUGAAGGUCGUGGUUGGAGAGAGAGUUGUUAUUGGACCAGACAAUCUGCAGGUUGAGGAUCAUGACACCCCUCCAGAGGAGCUGCACUACCUUGUGAUCAGUAAGCCCAACAACGGCUACCUGACGCUGGGGGAAAGACCAGAGCCAGUGACCUCCUUCACCCAGUACGACGUCAACCACGGCCGGCUACACUUCAUUCAGCAGGGUGAGCCCUCAACAGGUGUCUUCUACUUCAACAUAACCGACGGUCAUCAUCGCCCACUCUACAGACUGUUCAGUUUGGUGGUUAUAAAGCCCUCUGUCUCCAUAGUGAACAACACCGGCCUGUCAUUGGUUCAAGGCAGGACCGCUGUGAUCCUGACAACCAACCAGCUUUCUGCUCAAACCAACGGUCGCAGCCCAGCCAACAUCACCUACGCUGUCACCACACACCCUCGCCAUGGACGCAUUGCCAUUAAUGACCAGGAAGUCAUGACCUUCCGCCAUGAGGACCUGCAGUUUAGCCGUGUUGUCUACCACAUGACUGAUCUCAGCGAAUCAGAGGACAGCUUUCAGGUGUCGGUGUCAGCCUCGUCCCCAGGUGUUGACUAUGGAAAUGUCACAGACCAAACUGUGAAGGUAACUGUGCGGCCUCUGAUCUACCUGAGGGAGCAGGUAAGAGUGCCCAGUGGUAUCGCUGUGAAACUGGGGAAAGCCAUGAUCGAUGCCUCUGAGCUGGCGAGAAUCAGCCGAGCAGACCCGGUCUUUGAGGUUCUUUCUCCACCAAAACAUGGAAAACUAGUCAAGAUGACCUAUGACCCUAACCGAGCAUCAGAGGUCCUGAAGUCGUUUACGUUCAGAGACGUGGUGCAAGGCCGGGUCGCCAUCGAGGAGACACUCAGCGACGGUGACAACCAGCUCCAUAGUAACAAAUCAGCACUCGCAACACCUCGAGGCCACGCCCCUGCCACGCCUCUCAAUGAUUCGUUCAUCUUCAUGCUGAAGGCUGGAAACGUCCAACCAGCGAAGGGCGAGCUUCACUUUACCAUCUUUCCCCACCACCAGAUGCAUCAUGGUCCGAGUGUUACAAAUAUAGCAGAAGGCGCAAGUCGCGAACACACGACAGCCCGUCUGCCGGCGCAUAAUAAGACUACAACCGGAGGAGGAAGAGGAGGUGGACCCACAACGCACAGUGGCGUUGGGGUGGGUUUGCUCCCCCACAUUUUGUCACAUAAGAACCACAACAGGACACAGCACAAGCUGAGGCCUCACAGCCGCUGGGGGAACCACACACGCAGUCAUGGAGGAAGAAGUGGUGCAGAGGGAGCAGGAGGGGGUCACAGGCAUCACCCACAUCCCCACACUCCUUCUAUCUUAGACAAACACGGUCCAGUGAUCCCUCCUGACACCCAUCCGGUUCACGUCGAGGUCCUCCCUCGCCCCGCCUCUGACCCACUCCUCAUUAUCCUGCCGCUGCUGGCCUGUUUGCUCCUCAUCAUUAUUCUCGUAGUUUUGAUUCUGGUGUUCCGCCGCCGCAAGGAAAAACAGGCCCGGCUGCGGCUCCUCCAGCAGCUUGCCGCUGUGGCGUUGCCAACCGAGGGCAGCCCGUAUAUGGGCCGGGCGGAGCGGAGUGUGGCUAUGCCCUCUGUUGUGGUCACCCCGCUGGGCCAUAGAAGCUGCCCUACCUCACCCAGGGUAUCCAUAACUCCUAGAAGGAAGAGUCUGGCCCCUGGGAUGACCUUCUGGGGGCCAAUUGAAGCUGAUGGAGCAGGUGGUCAUGUGAAUAUUAGAGGUGGUAAUAGUAGGGAAAGAGAUACUGUAUCUUGUGGUGCUGCAGCUGUCACUGCAGGAUUCAAGAGAUCUACAUCCCCAACUCCGACUCUUAAAGACAACCAGUACUGGGUUUGAUUGGAAGUAGUUCAAAGAAAAACUGUGCCUUAGAGGUGUAUU
This is a messenger RNA of Morone saxatilis (striped sea-bass), 7548 nucleotides long. Its product is annotated as chondroitin sulfate proteoglycan 4-like. The transcript is spliced from 24 exons. The coding region runs from base 1 to 7506 and encodes 2501 amino acids. The record is from RefSeq and is a predicted model, not a curated record. NCBI's taxonomy places the organism in Eukaryota, Metazoa, Chordata, Actinopteri, Moronidae.